AUGAUCAUGCCGGUAGAUCAUUGUAGAUGAAGACCGUUUAGAAAAUUUUUGAUAGCACCUGUCGAGCUUCUACCAGUUCAACAUGUUUUCGGGCUCCGCUGUGAGUACCUCACCACGCAGGGACGCAAGAAGUCGAUGAACUUGCAGCCCACGACGUCGAUUCGCUCCCCGAGUUGGUUUAGAAAAGCCUCUCGCACAACCGCCUGAGUUAUUUUCGUCGGCCGAGUAGUAAGUCUUCGCUCGAAGCCAGUCAAACGACGCGGAGGUGUGUCAUUUUCUGCAGCGACAUCGCGGCGUGCGCGACGUUGGGUCGCUCCUCCUUCUUGUAUUUUCGGAAUCCCGUCUGCUAAUCAAUCUGACGAAGACCAUUCGAAGACCGGCAAUAUGGCGUUGGCUCAUGAUCGUAGCGAACAGCAGCACCAACAGAGCAAACAGGCUAACUCAUCAGGCGAGGACGACAGUCGGCGCCUGCUACACGAUGUCGAGCAACAAGCGAAGAAGAUCAAGGACCUGAGUGAGGCGAACAGGAGAUUGGACGCGGAGAACACUCAACUACGAGCGUUACUACUACAACAUGGCAUAGAGGUACCGGCACUACUGCCCGCGGCAGCGAAGACCAACGGUCACUCCCCUGAUACACCUGACACGUAUCCAACAAAUGGAAUUGACACACUGCCGUCAGCUCAAACGAAAUCCGUCGAAAGCACGCAAGAUACACCCGCCUCUCCCAAAGUCACAGCUGAUAGCAGCCUGGUGGUGCAGCAGACCACGGCUGGUGUCGAGACAACUCCUUCGGCGGAGCCAGAAGCUGGUCAGGAUGAAGCUGAUCUCGCACCGAAAGAAGCCGCAGCAGCGGUCAUUGGUGCCUAUCACAGCCGCAACAAGGCUGUGGAAGUAACAAGAACCAGUCCUGCUCCGGCUGAACCUCUCAAGUCCGACACCAGCAACAGUGUGUUCAGCAGCACCAGCAGUACCAGCUCGACCAGCCUCUCCUCGGCCGUGGAUGCUCUGACCGAGGGCGCAAGGCUCCACCUGCAACUGCUCUACAACUCCAGCAAGGACAGCCUGUCUAUCACGGUCAUGAAGGCGUUGAACUUGGCCAGCUUGGGCGUGUUGGAUUUCAGCAAAAUAGUGUUCCAGGCUGAUCUGGUCCCCGGUCGGAUGGUCAGUUCCCGGUCAUCCGCAGUGGUCUACUCAAACAACCUGCCACUCAACAUCACACUCAGCCUGGCAGUGAGGCAGACAUCGUGCAAGUGGAAGAAGCUACAGGUGUCGUUGUGGUCUGUCACUGACGGCACCAGCGAAACAUGCUUGGGUAAAGUCCAAGUUAAUCUGAUGCAGUUCUACAAUAACCCUGAUCCAGACCUGAUUGAGACCUGGGUCACCAUCGGCGGUGAAGCUGACGAUGCUGUGUUUGCUGACAAAGCACCAGAGAAACCGAAAAGUGUUUCAUCAGGCCUUUCGGCCAGGGGAUCGCCCGUGAGGUCAUCUCUAGGCAUGACACGCCGUCACACCAUGACCGGUGCUGAGAUGGAGUCGAGCAUAGCCAAGGCGAAGACUUUGUCACAGACUGUCAUAGCCGCACAGACGCCACGUCGCUCGUCGCUGGGCCUGGGAACGCCGCUGGUGGUGGCAGCGCCGGCAACAGCGGACGACAAGGCCCACAUUGCCAGUGAGCGCGACAGCCAGCACAGUCGCAUGAGCGCGGCAGUGAUGCAGGCCGCACGGGACGAGGCGCGCCGCAAGUCCAGCCUGGGCGGUGGCGGCGACGGUGUUGAUAGCUCGCCACUUACCCAGACAGGUAGCACGGCUGGUGGGCACACUACAGGGACACCGGCAAAACCAUCCUCAACAAUCACAACAACUAGCAGCACUGUCAGUGACCCGUCCAGCAGCGUAACACCGAUGAAAGCUGCCACCGCCGUCGUCGACGCCAACAUCCCCGAUAUACGCGCACUGAACCGGAGCCGCACUGGCGACAAAUCAAUCGCCAGAUCGCCAGCACCGUCCACAAGUUCCACCAGCAGUGGUGGUGGUGGUGCCGGCACUGCAGCACCCAGCUCGGUCAGUGUCCCAAGCACGCCGGUCGAGCGCCCACCGAGUGCGAGUACGAGUGAUAAACCCACCGCCCCAGCGUCCGCGCCUCGCGUGUCGGAGGCUCAGCCUAAGCCGGACACUCUUGGCAGAGCAUCGAGCAUGGAUACGCUGCCGCAGGAUCGACGCCACUCAAGCUCCGGGUCUGGUGGUGGCAGUGAAGAGCUGAGGCGAGCCAUUGCGCAGAAUCGCGCUGCAAAGGAAGUCUUGGCCGCGCUGGACAAAGAAGGCGAACAGGAGAAGAAGCUGGAGAAACCUGAGGACGAUGAUGAAGAACCGGAAGAGGAGUCUCAGUUCGUGAGAAGAGCGUCCUUCCGACUGAAGGAGCUACGAAGCAGCCAGCGGAAGAAGCCUGACCGUCUCUCGUUCAAGCAAAAGCAAGCGUUCUUUGGCACGGCAAGCGUGGACAUCCCCGACGCGCAGGCAAAGAAGAAGUGAGCCGCAUCUCCGACACCCCAGCUGCGGCACCAACACAUGUACUUACAGCACCUCACUGACAAGUCCAAAUGAUUUGCAGACCGACCACCUCCCCAUCUAGAAAAUAACUUCAACGUUGAUCAAUAGGUCUAGCAGCUCAUUCAGUUACAGUUGCAUUCAUACCCAGAAGACAAACAGGAGUUAGUACUGCACAGAUUCAGCUAGACUACAUUUGCAACUAGCACUUACUUGAUGGAUUCAACACAACAUGGUCAUGUCCUUACAGGAUCGUCAGUCUUGCUACCAACACAUAGAACUCGGAGAACUCGACUGUCGGGUAAUUAUUUAUACGUUGUUAUAGCCCAGUGUCCGUGCAUUAAUUGUUUCGUCAGAGGUCUGGACCCGGUACAUUGCCUGGGUGCAUCUGCUGUCUGGAUAACAUGAUUAUACAAAGUCUUGAUAAUGCGUUUAUUAAAGGCAUGAUUGCUGCCUGCUGCGAAGCACGGCGUGAAUCGAGUUUUGUGCAUACCUGUGGUACUGCUCUGCUUCUGUUGUCAUACUUGUUCAAAGUCA
This is a messenger RNA of Sycon ciliatum, 3084 nucleotides long. RefSeq names its product mucin-5AC-like. NCBI's taxonomy places the organism in Eukaryota, Metazoa, Porifera, Calcarea, Leucosolenida, Sycettidae. The coding region runs from base 385 to 2532 and encodes 715 amino acids. The record is from RefSeq and is a predicted model, not a curated record. The transcript is spliced from 14 exons.